ACUUUGACCUCAAACAAUAUCGCGAGAUUACGGGUUUGCAACGGUUAGAGGAAACACGUGAUCUCCACAGAAGGAGGAAAUAGGUCCGCUCCGCCUCCGCAAGCAGAAUUGAGCUCCAAGAUGCACAUCUCAAUCUUUAACCUUAACUCAAAGAUUGCACUAGAAGAAUGCAACACGUGCUGUAAUAAACUGUUCCACUGCCCUAUUUGUCCCAACUUUGACCCCACUGUGAAGGAAAGGAUUGAAAAACAUAUGAACCACCACAUUAGUCACGGUCUGCCUUACAAAGAUAAAAUAUUACUCCGAUGCAGCCUUCAAUGUAGGCCACAGGGACAUUUCCACUGCCCUCUCUGUUCUAGGACAGUCAUGCGCCGUUUGGAUAUGAAGAGGCAUUUAUUGAUAUGUCAAGGAGUUAUUGAAAACGAUCAAAGCCCAGAGCCAUGUCCAAUACCCACUUCACCUCCCAAGGACCAACUUACUAAGCUACUUUCCUCACCGUCUGUGAAGCCUCUCCUGCAAGUCGCCCCUCCCUCCAAGAAGCCUCUCCUGCAAGACGCUGCACCCUCCAUGAAGCCUGUUUUACCAGACCCGGCACAUGGUCCAGUGUCCGAUCCGCAACCCUGUACGUCUUCAGACGAACAUUCUUACUCUCAACCCUCUGUGCCUGAUGCAACCAUGGCUUAUGGAAACGCAGUGAAAUGCCCUCACUGUAAUAACAAUAUUUACUUGCUUAUGUUCAACAAACCUCCCACUUUUAAUGUUCAUAAGUGAAAAUAGCUCAAUGAAAGUUAAGUCAACCGUUCAGUAAAAGUCAAAGGAGGGAUUGUACAUUUCCUGCUUUUUGCAGUGCUGUGGGUUCAUUAUACAUUGCAUUGUUUUGUUCAUUUGGACAUAUUGGAUAUACAUUCUGUCAUGUUACAUCCACAAAAAUUACUUGUAUUUUAUUGGGAUAUGUGAUAGACCAACACACAGUAGUGAAUAAGUUUGAAGUCAAAGGAAACAGAUUUUUUCCCUAAAAUCUUCCCAAAUAUAAUAGUGAAAAGUG
Messenger RNA from Girardinichthys multiradiatus, 1045 nucleotides. RefSeq lists its product as uncharacterized. Lineage: Eukaryota; Metazoa; Chordata; Actinopteri; Cyprinodontiformes; Goodeidae. The transcript has 3 exons. The record is from RefSeq and is a predicted model, not a curated record. Bases 121 to 771 code for a protein of 216 amino acids.